This is a messenger RNA of Carcharodon carcharias (great white shark), 1257 nucleotides long. RefSeq names its product T-box transcription factor TBX19-like. Lineage: Eukaryota; Metazoa; Chordata; Chondrichthyes; Lamniformes; Lamnidae. Gene Ontology annotation, molecular function: RNA polymerase II cis-regulatory region sequence-specific DNA binding; DNA-binding transcription factor activity, RNA polymerase II-specific. Gene Ontology annotation, biological process: mesoderm formation; cell fate specification; regulation of transcription by RNA polymerase II. Bases 1 to 1257 code for a protein of 418 amino acids. The record is from RefSeq and is a predicted model, not a curated record. The transcript has 8 exons. Gene Ontology annotation, cellular component: nucleus.
AUGAACGAAACUGAGGGUAAGAGCAGUGUGGCUCGUUUGCUCAAUGCUCUUGAGUGUGAGUUAGUGGCGGGCAGCGAGAAAGGAGAUCCCACCGAAAAACAACUGAAAGUCACCCUGGAAGAUGCAAAUCUAUGGCAAAAAUUCAAAGCAGUCACCAACGAAAUGAUUGUCACCAAGAAUGGAAGACGGAUGUUUCCAGUUCUGAAAAUAAGUGUAUCUGGAUUGGAUCCAAAUGCCAUGUAUUCAUUCCUGCUUGACUUUGUUGCUGCUGAUAGUCAUCGAUGGAAAUACGUGAAUGGUGAAUGGAUUCCAGCUGGUAAACCAGAACCCCUGACACAGAGUUGUGUUUACAUCCACCCUGACUCCCCUAACUUUGGGGCACACUGGAUGAAAGCUCCAAUCUCUUUCAGUAAAGUCAAGUUAACAAAUAAAGGCAACACUGGUGGGCAGGUAAUUCUAAAUUCUCUGCAUAAGUACAAGCCUCAGGUUCAUAUAGUGCGAGUAGGGGGCCCUUGCAGAAUGAUUUCAAAUCACUCUUUUCCUGAGACCCAGUUCAUUGCAGUGACUGCAUACCAGAAUGAAGAGGUUACAGCUCUGAAGAUCAAGAACAAUCCUUUCGCAAAAGCAUUCCUGGAUGCCAAAGAAAGGGCCAGUUGUAAGGAUUGCUCAGAAGACUUUUCUGAAAAUCAGCACAUGAGUUACUCUCACAUAAGCAGUUGGUUGAUACCCAAUGCCGAGACCAUUUGUGCAUCAACAAAUCCGAAUUACCAGUACCGUGCUACUUUACCAAUUCCUGGUGCGCACUCGUACCAUAGCUGUGAACGCUACAACUCGAGGCGCAGCCACCUCUCCAAUCCAUACCCUACAUCCUACAUGCACAGAAAUUACUCAACAGUGUCCAUUUCAGAAAGCUCUAGUAGCAGCCUUCAGGCUUUACCAGGGCAUGACAACUGGUCAACCUUGCCACCUCCACCGUAUGCCAACAUGUUACCAGUGACUCAUGCAGCUGGAACUGGAUCCAAUGGCAGCCACUACACAUGCCACUGGACAGUUGGUAGUGGUUCUGUUCCCCCACCCAACCCACUGAGCUCAGCUGCUGGAAAUCCUCAAAGCCCAUUUAUUCGAGGAAGCCUCAGUUUGCCGACAACCCCUUCAUCCUUGGCCACUGUGACGAGUUCAAGUGAACCAGCCAUGAGUGAAUCUCCACUAGCUAGACUUGCGGUAUCUUCAUGGAGUUCAGCUUCAUCCUCAUUCUAA